AAAUCAGACGGACCUUCUUCCUGUUUUGAUUAAUUUCCCCCCUGUGUCAGAAGGAACAGUGAUGAUGAGGAUGAAGAUGAGGAUGAUCGCAGCGCUCUGGGCGUUUAUCUCUACAUAACUCCAUCUUGUUCUUUACUUUUGUUUUGUUUUCUCAUCCCGGGGAGUUACGUAUAAAGCAGGUCGUCAUGUCUCUGAGUUCGGGUGUCUGGGCUCCGGUUUUUCCGGCUCCGGCGCUCCAGCAGGGCUCGGGCUCGGGCUCAGGCUGCGGCACGGUGCUGAUGUCAGUGCGGGUGUCGGUGUUACGGGGGACGCUACGGAACCUGCGCCCGCUCCGCUCUCCCGGUGCCGUCGAGGAUGACGCAGCUCUCCGCCUGCAGCUCAGCAUGGACCCGAACCGGCCCGGAGACUUCCGCCUCACCCUCAGAGACUCCGGCAGUAACGGCAGGAUCAUGUCUCUGGCAGAGUUCGAGCUGCGUGCGGUGAGAUAUGAGAUCAAGUCGCCUCGCUGCCACGAGCUGUAUGUCAUCAAGCCACCGCACGACACAUUGACCUUCACUUUCCGCAGCGAGCAGGAGGCCCAGGAGUGGGCCACCGUCAUGAUCUCAUCACUGAGGGAAGCCCACAGAGUCGCAGGCAUCGCUUCUCAUCCCACUGAGGACUCAGUACCUUAUCUGCAACCCACAGAGCAGAGUGCAACCUUGUCAUUGUCAGCUAAAGAGGAGCUGUGUGCUGAGCUGGCCAGAGCCAUCAAGGCUGGAGAUGCUCAGGCGGCGAUGCAGCAUGCUACAUCACUGGCACAUCAGCAGAUGGCGCUCACCAUCCAGUCGGCUCAAAAGGACUCUGAAGACGACGAGAUCAGCUUAGCAGUUGCGGUUGAAGAUGCCACGUCAUCCUGUUGCGUCACGGUGAAAGUCGCCCCCCACAUGACUGUCGCGUCUCUCAAGCAGCAGAUGUUUGCCGAAUACGGUUUCCACCCGCGAGUGCAGCGCUGGGUCAUAGGUCAGUGUUUGUGCUCUGAGCAGCGCUCUCUGGUGUCGUACGGCAUCUGUCGAGACGGAGACACUGCUUUUCUCUACCUCCUCUCGGCACGGCACGCCGGGGUCAGCCGACUGCAGUGCCAGCAGGACCAGGAGAGCGCCCUCCUCGCACCCGCUCCCAAACCGGCACCGACCCCGGCACCAGUCAGCCACGACUGGAGAGGAUACAGCACGCUGCCUCCCCGACUCCAUCACACCAACACAGGCAGCAGUGGGGGCGGAGCUGGGAAGCACAGCAUCGGUGACAUCAUGAACCUAGAGAGACUGCAGCUGCGUAACCCCGGGGUGAGACCAACAAACACACAGCUGGGUUGGUCGUGUCCUUCAUGCACGUUCAUAAACAAGUCAACAAGGCCCGGCUGUGAAAUCUGCAGUACAGAAAGACCCGCUCGACUGGAGCUCAGUGCGUCUGAAGAGGCGGCUCUUCUGCUAUAAGAGCUCUCCGGACAACACUGUGAACUUUUUCAGCUGUAAGGAGGCCAGUACAGACAUGGAAAGGAUAUAUCCAUGUUACACGCCUCUAGCUAGCAGAGGAUUCAAUGUGCUGAGAGGACUGAAGUGAGGAAAAAGCCUCCCUGAACUCUAGGAACUCUUGACAUAUCUAGGAAUCUCUAGUGCAUGCUAUGUGCCAUGUUCUUUUAUUGGAGUCGCCAUCUUUCAAAGACUCACAACUGUGCUGAGAUCAGCUGAACGAUGGAAACGAAAAUGAAACUUCACAAUGGAGAUCAUCAAACAUCAGCUACUGUCCAUAGAGUGCAGUGUCUCUACAAAUAAGUUUUUAUUAAAAGUACCCCUGAAUUUUUGUUUUUCUUUUAGUAAGCAAUAAAUCACACGUGGGAUAAGAAAAUGGUCAAUGAGCAGGUGAUGUGAUAAAGUGUGAUAAACUGUUACCGCUGUGACGUUGUUUGUUUUCCAAGUUGUUUUUAAAGAAAAUGCAUCGUACUUGUACUCAUUUACAGUUAGGUUUAACGUUGUGGAAUGUCUGUGACACGAGUUCCUUACAGCAGCUUACAUUACAGCAGCUAUAAACACUUGUUUUCCUCACCAGCCUUUUCUUAACCGCAAACUCCUCUGUAGCCUCCUCUGUCCCGUAGCAGAAAACUUACCGACUGUAACAAAGAAUCCUUCGUAAAUGUUAGAAGUCUCCUUCUGGAAAACGUCUCACUUUCAGCGAUUUAUACAUCUUUUGCUAAAUAACAUGUUUCAUUUUUUUUUUUUUUUUCACUUUUAGGUUGUGAGGAACGUCCAAUAAAUUCCAUGCACACAUUGUUACUACAGAAAAAUCAAUUUAUUAGAACGAGCACAAUUUACAAAUCUUGUAAAUUACAAAUACUGUCAGACUUGCUGUUACAGAAAAUCGGUAACCUUCCGACCAAUCAGAAUUGAGAAAUUGGCAUUUCGGUCACAAAUUUAUCCGGUUAGCUUAAAGAUCUCCGAUUCGGUAUCCAAAUGAUUAUAAUGAUUAUACUGAGGAGAAUGUGAUACUCGUACAAGACUCAAGAAAUCUUAGUUGAUGCUAGAAGAACUUUUGCUAUUUAAAUUCCAUUUAAAGUGCUAGUGUUUGUAAUGGUUUCCAUAAACGAUGUUAAACGAUGUUAAAUGCAGCACGAUCACAAAAACCUGAAGAUUAAUAGUAUUGACCUGGGUGAGGGGCAUUUCAAUUUUAUCAUAUUCAUGCAUAUGUUUUCAUGCAUGUGUAGAGAUGCUCCAAUUUUUUUAUUUUUUUUGUAGUUUUGAAUAAUUUGUACA
Molecule: messenger RNA, 2786 nt
Organism: Hemibagrus wyckioides
Lineage: Eukaryota; Metazoa; Chordata; Actinopteri; Siluriformes; Bagridae
Gene: sharpin
Product: SHANK-associated RH domain interacting protein
Exons: 8
Coding region: 186-1472 (428 amino acids)
Biological process (GO): positive regulation of canonical NF-kappaB signal transduction; proteasome-mediated ubiquitin-dependent protein catabolic process; protein linear polyubiquitination
Cellular component (GO): LUBAC complex
Molecular function (GO): ubiquitin binding; ubiquitin-protein transferase activity
Source: RefSeq, a predicted model, not a curated record